AGGAUUCUUGUAGGUCGUUCCCAGUGCCAAGAGACACCUUUCAAGCAUGCCGUCCAAGCGGCGAAACAAUGGUCGCUCCAAGCAUGGCCGUGGGCACACGGCCAUUGUGCGCUGCUCCAACUGCUGCCGUUGCGUGCCAAAGGAUAAGGCCAUCAAGCGCUUUCAGGUGAGGAACAUGGUGGAUGCGUCAUCGCAGCGAGACUUGAGGGAGGCGAGCGUCUACCAAACCUUCAUGCUCCCCAAGCUCUACAUGAAGAUGCUCUAUUGCGUCUCAUGUGCUAUCCACGGCCGCAUUGUUCGUGUGCGGAACAAGGUUUUGCGAGCAAGCCCAGAAGGCCGCAUCUACAAGCCCCCCAUGGGCAAGGGUGGCGGCAAGGGCAACUGAGAAGAUCUGAUCAGGACAUGCAGCGGCACUGAGAAAGAUGACAAAAAAGGAGCCAUACUGCAGCAGCCAUACUCUUGAUUUCUCACGUUGUCCAAAAGUUUGGACAUCUUGAAACAUACUGAACACAUUUUGUUGCUGCAUGCUUCAUGCUGACUGAGGCAUGGGUGCAUAGAUUGGAAGUCAGUGCAAUGAGAGCUCAGAUGAAUUGUGCUCAAAGAAGCAUGCGUGGCAAGGAAGCAUGUGGGUAGAGUUGAUUGAAGUUCCAAUUUACUUUUUGGAUUUGGCUGGCUAAGCAGCCUUGAUCAUGAGUGCAUGAUUCAAGUGCAGUCACUUGAACGUCUUGGUUGUCCCAAAAGGAGUCUUGUGGAGCUUCAACUGAUGCCGGUGUCAUGCACGGGACACCGGGACAGUGACUGAAAAUGACAGAAGCGUCCUUCACGGUGAC
Messenger RNA from Durusdinium trenchii, 830 nucleotides. The record is from the annotation of a GenBank genome assembly. NCBI's taxonomy places the organism in Eukaryota, Dinophyceae, Suessiales, Symbiodiniaceae.